Messenger RNA from Phycomyces blakesleeanus NRRL 1555(-), 333 nucleotides. RefSeq lists its product as hypothetical. Lineage: Eukaryota; Fungi; Mucoromycota; Mucoromycetes; Mucorales; Phycomycetaceae. The transcript is spliced from 4 exons. Bases 1 to 333 code for a protein of 110 amino acids. The record is from RefSeq and is a predicted model, not a curated record.
AUGCCACUCUUGAUGAGCUGUGCAACAAAUUGUGAAAAAGCAGACAAACACUUUGACAACAACAACAACAACAGCAAUAACACAAAGCGCGACAAUGAACGCGGUUGUUCUUCACUACGGUGGGCAAACUUAAAGAUGCUUACAGACAACGGCUAUUGUUCCAGCCUUCUGUACGGUAACAUGGCGAGAAAACGUAUUGGCGUCAAUCGGGCUACGGACUAUGUCGGACCAUUCUUUCUGAACCACUUUACAAUUCAUUUGAACUUCCACUCACUGGUUGUGUCAUCUACCAACAUGGAGAAGAUCGCCGUCGUUAAAGGUCCAUGCGCCUAA